Molecule: messenger RNA, 2593 nt
Organism: Plutella xylostella (diamondback moth)
Lineage: Eukaryota; Metazoa; Arthropoda; Insecta; Lepidoptera; Plutellidae
Source: RefSeq, a predicted model, not a curated record
AUCAGCAAGUGACAUAAUAAAAAACGACAACUGUCAACGAGAAUGCUACUCCAUCCAUGCUUUGCAAAUGGCGUCAGCCAAGGGGACGGUCAGUCGCCGUCAAAAUGUGCUCGUUUUGUUAUAAAGUAUUACCCCUAGAAUUUUUAUUACUAUUGUGCACAUUCAAUCAAAAUUAAGGUGAUACAAAUCAAGAUAUUCUUGAGCACUACAGUAUUCUUAAAUAAACUAUAUAUUAUACAGUCUAGUCCCACAAGUUUCUACUUAUAUACUAAUAAAAUAGUCAGUAAAACAAUCUACUGAAGCCAGAUACUUAAGUAUUGAACACUGUACUUACCUAAAAUAAUGAGAGUAUAUUUUUUACGAUAAACUAGUAAUAGAGCUGUGAUAGUGGACAAUUUAUACAUUUAAAAUAAAAUAAAAAGUGUGCAAUUUUUUACAUGAAGUGUGCAAUUUCUAAAAGUUUUGAUACAUAGCCCAAAGACUAGUUAUACGGAAUGAUGUUAUUGUGUGCCUGAGUGUGAAGUGUGUCGCGAUGGCGCAGGCCCCGCAGCAGUUCUGCGUGCGGUGGAACUCCUACCACACCAAUUUACAGACGGUGUUUCCGCGGCUGCUGCUGUCAGAGCAGUUUGCGGAUGUCACGCUCGCCAGCGAGGGGCGGCAGGUCCGCUGCCACAAGCUGGUGCUAUCGGCCAGCUCGGGCUACCUGGAGCAGCUGCUGCUCAGCAACCCCUGCAAGCACCCCAUCGUGCUCAUGAAGGACAUGCGGUUCAGUGAACUCCAAGCGCUAGUAGACUUCAUGUACAAGGGCGAGGUGAAUGUCACUCAGGAUGAGCUGCCCAGCCUGCUUAAGUCAGCCGAGGCGCUGCAGAUCAGAGGCCAAACCCCCCAACCGCCCACAAAGCCCUCCAACGGCGCGGGCAAGAAGCGAACCCCGGACAGCGCCGUCAAGGAAGAGCUGGUGGAAGAGGAUGGAUUGUUCUACGGGGAACUGGAUAAUGAUCAGAUGGACUACCAUGAGGACGAAGACUCGGGGAAACCAGGCAGCAGCCUCGGACAGCCUUCUGCGCGCUCUUUCUUGCGAGUAAAGCCCGAAAGCGAAUUGUUUUUCCAAAACAAACUGCAGAGCUUAGCCAAAAACAACUCAGACUACAUCGCCAAACUAGCCAAAAUGAACCCCGCGCAGAUACACAACGAAUUCUCAAAAUACGGAUUCAGCACAACAGAAGAAAUAAACGCGAAAAAACAACAAACAUCCGACAACGACUACUACAAGUCGUGGCUCGAGCAAAACGGAGAGCUAGAGGUCUCACUCCUAAAAGCUAGCGACCGGAAAAAACCGAAACCGGAAACGAAAACCGGAAAAUCCGAAGUGGAGCUCAUACCGAAAAACAAGAGCGCUAUCGACAAGGCUUUGAGUUCCGAAUAUCCGAAAGCCGAAUUGUUCCCACAGAUACGCCGUAGGGGGCGUCCUCCAAUUUUUAAAGACAGGAAUGUGGAUAUUGGGGAAACGGUUUUGAAAUCGGAUUUGGACCAGUUUUUGGAAGGCAAAGAGAUCAGUUCUUCGGGACUGUCGAGGAAAGAUCUGGAGAGGGUUAUGAUGGGCAAGUUCAAUCCUAAUAGACGGUAUUCUAACGAGGCGAUGUGGGCCGCUCUUAUGGAUGUGAAGAAAGGUGGCAGUAUUUAUAGGGCGGCGCAAACACACAAGGUCCCUAGAAAAUCCCUCCGCAACUGGAUGAAGCGAUGCCACAUCAAGUCCUCUUUCCCCAUGCCGCAGCAACUGAAACAAUUCGUAGAAAACAGCAAGAAACAGAAAGAAUUCAAAAACUUCGAAUACCCGCAAACCGAAACCGAACCGAAAAUGGCCGAUACCGAAACCGAAAUGGCUAAUUUCGAACCGGAUAUCGAUUUCGGGAAACACUUUCUGUUCUCCAAUUCUAAUCAGGUGUCUAGUGAAGAUGAUGCGGGGGAUAAAAGCGAUGAUGAUAAGGAAGUCACUCCAGUGAGUAGUGAGAAAAACGAUACACCAGAUGCAGUAGAUAUGUCGGUGAACGAAUAAUUGCACUGAUGUAGUUGAACCAAGUUGUAUGACUCACCAAAGACAGACAAAUAGUAGCGGUUUUCAUUUAAAAAUCUUUUGUCUUCAUCAAAUUGACCUAAAUGCCCUACCCCGCAAAGGAGUACAGUUUAUGACGCAUAUAUCUGACCCCCCGUUUGGUUUUGUUUAGGUUUACUUUGCUAGGAAGUGUCACCUACCUAAUAUUCUAAGGGGGUCACUUAUCUGUACAAGGCAAAGCAAGUGUUUAAAACAUUAAUGUCAUAAGAAAUAAAUACUUAUUACCUUUAUUGAUUUCUAUUAAUAAGUCAUUUUUAUAACAACUUAUAUUAAAAAUCAACAAAGAAAUAAACCAAAAGAAGUUUAAAAUUUUAAAUUUUUAAUGUUUUCAAAGUGCUGGCUAUCUAACUAAAAAGUAUUGAGUAUUUAAAAUACUAUUUCGAUUACUUAGGUACUUAUGUUUCAAAAAACUAUACUUAAUUUUCAUUUUGUCCAAAGUUUGUUUUAUUCUUGUUUAUGUACUAUUACGUACCCAAAGAU